Messenger RNA from Dufourea novaeangliae, 1203 nucleotides. RefSeq names its product mediator of RNA polymerase II transcription subunit 28-like (gene MED28). Gene Ontology annotation, cellular component: mediator complex. NCBI's taxonomy places the organism in Eukaryota, Metazoa, Arthropoda, Insecta, Hymenoptera, Halictidae. The coding region runs from base 43 to 849 and encodes 268 amino acids. The record is from RefSeq and is a predicted model, not a curated record. The transcript is spliced from 5 exons.
GAUCAAUGUGUAGAUAUAGCAUGUGAAAACACCGCAAGUAUAAUGGCGACACCCACUAAUGGUAAUGGUAACCUUAUAGACGAAUUCGAGGAAGCAUUUCAGCAAUGUCUGAGUAUAUUAACAACAAAGGACGAGGGGUUAGGAAGCAAUGGGAUUGGAGUGUCUGGUGGUUUGACUGUGGAUAAGGAGGAAGCUCGUAGCGAAGUUGAACAAGUCACAUUAAGGUUUAUAGACUUGGCAAGACAAAUGGAGGCCUUCUUUUUGCAAAAAAGAUUUCUAUUAUCUGCAUUAAAGCCAGAGCUAGUAGUGAAGGAAGAUAUUAAUGAUCUUAGAGUAGAGUUAGCACGUAAAGAAGAUCUUAUAAAAAGACACUACGAUAAGAUUGCAGUAUGGCAAAAUCUGUUAGCAGAUCUGCAAGGUUGGGCAAAGUCGCCAGCCCAAGGUCCAGCACCUAAUGGUUUGCCAAAUGGUACUCAAAGUGGACAAAGUCAACAGACCACAAAUGGAGGAGGAAAUGCAACAAUGCAACAGCAGCAACAGAUACUACAUCAACAACAACUCCAGCAGCAACAACAGUUGCAACAUCAAAUGCAACAUCAAAUGCAGCAACAACAGCUUCAUCAGCAACAGGUGCAGCAAGGUUCCGGUGCUCCUCCUACAUCCGGUCUUCAAGGAGUCGGAGUCUCAGUCGGACAACAGGGAAUGUUCAUGGCGCAAGGUGGUGUAGGCGUAGCUGGGGCGAGAGCUGGAUUUCCCGUUGGAGGUGUGGGAAGUAGCGCUCUUCAAGGCCCGUUAGCCUUCCUGGAGAAGACAACGAGCAACAUAGGAAUGCCAGAAAGGCGGAGUUGACGCGGAAGGGGGAGGGGCCGGGGUCGGGGUCGAGGAAGAGGCCGAGGAAAAGGACGAAGCGCAGGAGGAAGUCUGCCUCCGCCACCACCACUCCUCGAUACUUCAGACCCGUCGUCGUAUGCUGCUGCUGCCGCAGUCGCAGCUGCUGCGGCAGCGCCCCUUCCCUCUCCACAGCAGCAGCCUCCACCGUCGUGUACAUGAACAUCUUUACAGUGAUUAAUUUAUGUUGUGAAACACACCGUUUGUGACCGUAGACUCUGCCCCUAGAAACAAUGUAGUUCAUUUUUAUUUAUAUGCUAGGGAGUUCGAAUGAAGGCAUCGAGAAAAUGAAAACUCCACUUGGUUCAGAGAUGU